GAGGAGUCAGGGCGUGUAGUGGCUGCUUAGCAAGUGAAGUCUGGUUAAAGGGGGCGGCGGUGGCGCAUGGAGAUGGGCGGCGAGGGCGGGUGGCGCCUGCGGGCCAUUCAAUGACUCUUUAAUUUAUUUAUAUUUUGUGGAUUAAAGGUCUAAUAAGUGUUUUUUUUAUUUGUUAUUUCUACAUUUAUUCUGGAAAUAAUUGCAGUUUGUUUGGUUUUGAGUCAGAUGAGACAGAAGCUGCAUAACGAAUGUGUGGUGGUUGUCUGAGCUGCCCACGAACCGUCUCGGAUUACAGCUGGAAAAGGUUCACCUCUAAUUAUGUCAUUAAUCUUAGAGAUUUAAAUUAAAACUCACAUGUGGGAAGCUUUUUUUUUUUUUUUCAUUUUACUUGUUUGGUAACAGCGUCACUUCUGCAUAAUUUCAUUUAAUUUUCAACACAAAUUCACAUUAGGUGUAAAGUUAAAUGACAGCCAAAAACAAGAAGGAACGAGAUUUUUUUUGUUAUUUGAGCACAAAAAGUGAUUUGAUUUCUUUUAUGAAAUGUUUUGAAAAUAUACAUUUGCUGUCCAACAUGUGAUUGAUCCUCAUACAUGACGUGUCACAUGCUCACAAACAGACCCUUAGUGCUAAUAGUCUCUGUGGUCUGCAGCAUGUGAGCUUGAUUUCCCUGAAAUGUUCUGUUUGAUCGUCUUUCUUUCUGCACUAAAUCUUCAACAUUUUGAGCAUCUCAUAACAGACGAAAUGCAUAACUCUGACACACUUCUGCUUUUCCGUCUUAGGGAAUUAUUUCUCGCUUGAUGACUUUGUGAGGACCUGCACACGAGGAGUUUUACAGCGUUUGUGUCCCCUGGCAGGAAUGCGUGACCUUUCAAAGGUUUUAUUUAGUAAGUUGCAUUAAAGGGAAUCAUGGUCAUGCGUGUGUCUGACAGUCUUAAGGCUGGCGGCCCACAAUGCACCUCUCUCCCAGUGGAAACCUCUCAGAGAGCGGCAGAAGUGCAUGAAGACGGCAGACCUCAAAAGUGUGACGGCGAACUCCAGAAGCACCAUAAUUAAGCAGAUGCUGGAGGCCAUAAAACUCUUCAUUUGCACUAAUAAUGUCCUUUAAACUAAUAUCGUUUUGGAGGGAAACACAGUAAAUUGGAAAAUGAAGUUUCCGUUUACAAGACUUCCACCGGCGCCUCAUCAAUACCAGCUUUGUGUCGUCUGAUAGUUUGCCAACAUGUGAUUGUCCUGGGGGUUCAGUUAAAAAAAAAACGAAAAUUCAACCAAUAUUUGUUGUUAAAUUUAGGUGGCGUGAAAAAAAGAAAUGUUUUGAACCAUAAUCAUGUUUACUGUUUCACACGGGUUUGAAUUAGAAAGAAAAACUUUGUAAAUUGGAAUUUGUUUUUUCCCACUUUUUAACCACUUGAUUUGCUCUAAAUAAUGAAAAGUGUGCAUAAAAUCGAAUGUAGACAGAAUCCGUGCUCAGUCUUCAUAAUGAACUCCACUUCCCAUCUUUGUGUUUUCAGGUUGGGACAGAAGCUGAGACGUCUCCUGCCUGGUCAGCUGCUGCCACUGUUGUAAUUCGGCUCACAUGAGCAGCUGCUUGGACCCAUUUCAAUCAACACGAGCUGCCGUCCCGUGUCUGAAAUCUGCCUUUCAUACCACACUGUCCCCCCACCCCUUCCCCGCCUCCCGCCGCUCUCCCGUCUCUGUCAGAUGCUCCAGUCCAGUCCUCUCCGUCUGCACUUCCUUCAUUCUGUCCUUUUUUUAACAUUUCUCUUGUUUUUUUCUUCCUUUGAACUGUCGACUGAAGUUGACAUGACUGUAGAAAAAGAGAACAAUGGACUUGACAACUACGCCUUUGCACUGGAGGGACGCUUCUGCGACCUCCCAGACUCCGGCGAGGAUCUGGACUCCUCCAUCGACGAGGACAACAACAAACUGGCGUACUGUGUGACAGACGUUCCUCCCUGGUACCUCUGCAUCCUCCUGGGCACUCAGCACUGCCUCACUGCCUUUGGGGGCAUCAUCGCCAUCCCGCUGAUCCUGUCCCAGGGGUUGUGUCUGCAACACGACGGCCUGACUCAAAGCCACCUCAUCAGCACCAUCUUCUUCGUGUCUGGCAUCUGCACUCUGCUUCAAGUCACCUUUGGAAUUAGACUCCCCAUCCUGCAGGGCGGCACUUUCACGCUGCUGGCGCCCUCCAUGGCCAUGCUGUCCAUGCCGGAGUGGACGUGUCCCGCCUGGACGCAGAACGCCAGCUUGGUCAACACGACCUCCGCCGAGUUCACGGAGGUGUGGCAGAGCCGGAUGAGAGCGCUGCAGGGCUCCAUCAUUGUGGGCUCACUCUUUCAAGUGUUUGUUGGAUUCUCGGGCCUGAUCGGCCUCUUUGUGCGCUUCAUUGGACCUCUCACCAUUGCCCCCACCAUCUCUCUCAUUGGACUGUCCCUGUUUGACUCAGCUGGCAGCAGUGCUGGCAAUCACUGGGGGAUCUCUUCAAUGACCACGGCGCUGAUCAUCCUGUUCUCACAGUACCUGCGCCACAUUUCGGUACCAUUUCCAACGUACAACAAGCACAAAAAGCUCCACACGUCUCGGAUCUACGUCUUUCAGAUUCUCCCCGUUCUCCUGGGGAUCACAUUGUCCUGGCUGAUCUGCUACAUUUUGACGUCCUGUAACGUGCUUCCCGCCGACCCAGACCACUAUGGGUACCUGGCACGCACAGAUUUAAAAGGAAAUGUGAUCGAACAAGCUCCCUGGUUCACUCUUCCGUACCCAGGUCAAUGGGGGAUUCCAACCGUGAGUCUGGCCGGGGUGGUCGGCAUCUUGGCUGGCGUGAUUUCCUCCAUGAUAGAGUCGGUCGGGGAUUAUCACGCUUGUGCAAGGUUAUCUGGAGCUCCACCCCCUCCGAAACAUGCCAUCAACAGAGGGAUUGGCAUCGAAGGGCUGGGGUGUCUGCUGGCCGGCGCGUGGGGGACCGGAAACGGAACCACCUCGUACAGCGAGAACGUUGGCGCUCUUGGCAUCACAAAGGUCGGCAGUCGGGUGGUGAUCGUAGCCAGUGGAGUCCUGAUGAUCGUCAUGGGUGUCCUGGGUAAAGUGGGUGCUAUCUUUACCACCAUCCCAUCUCCAGUGAUGGGAGGAAUGUUCAUGGUGAUGUUUGGAGUCAUCUGUGCUGCUGGAGUUUCUAACCUGCAGUACACAGACAUGAACUCCUCCCGGAACAUCUUCAUUUUUGGAUUUUCCAUGUUCACUGGUCUGGUCAUUCCUAACUGGAUCUUAAAGAACCCCAAAGCUAUUGCUACAGGUGUGGUAGAACUUGACCAGAUGCUGCAGGUUCUACUGACAACCAGCAUGUUUGUUGGAGGUUUCUUUGGCUUCAUACUGGAUAACACGGUUCCAGGAACCAAGCAGGAACGAGGCAUCCUGGCCUGGAAUAAGGCUCACGAGGACGACUGCAGCAACACGCUGGAGAGCGGCGAGGUCUACAGUCUUCCCUUCGGCAUCAGCUCCUCCUUCUCCUCCGUUUCCUGGCUCCGGUACAUACCUUUCUGUCCUCCGGGACUCCAAAACUCACUAGAACCCAAGCAGCCGCUGGAAAACCUGCAGAGUUCACAAUUCAACAUCGGGAUGGGACAGUGAGAGCUGAGGUCACUCUAGCAUGCCGUCUUGUGGGAAGAUCGGACAGCAACACCAUCAGUGGCAUCUUAUGGCAUUGUACUGUAACUACAUGAUGCAGAGAAGUUUCCUUCAGAGGAACAUCCAAAAGGAGAAGAAGGUAGAUCUGUAUUCCAUGUUCGGUCAUGAGAAACAAUAUGUAUAAAACUAAUGAUUCAAGCUGAGUAAAGCUGGAACUUUCAUUCUUCUUGCAAUAAAAUCAAAUUACAUUUUUGUCAGACAAAAAAACACAUUUCUUAAUGAAUCUGAUGCAUUAUUGUAGGAUUUUUUACAGUAAAAUAUUCAAUAUUUAAACCCAGCUUUAUUUGCUCGACUUAGUCUCAGGACUUUGUCACGUCCAGGUGCUUGUGAAUAUUAUAUAACCUCUACGAAGACUUGUGAUUGUCAAUAAAUUCACUAUUUUAUGCUUCAA
Molecule: messenger RNA, 4072 nt
Organism: Oryzias melastigma (Indian medaka)
Lineage: Eukaryota; Metazoa; Chordata; Actinopteri; Beloniformes; Adrianichthyidae
Gene: slc23a4
Product: Xan_ur_permease domain-containing protein
Exons: 12
Coding region: 1699-3624 (641 amino acids)
Biological process (GO): transmembrane transport
Cellular component (GO): membrane
Molecular function (GO): transmembrane transporter activity
Source: RefSeq, a predicted model, not a curated record